AUGCGUCUGUCAGCAAACUCAGACCCGGUGCAAGCUCUGAGCCUGCGAGAAGCAUCGAUGCAGGAGGAUAUAGCUCUACAGGAGGAUAUAACUCAGUGGGCAAACAUCUUCUAUGACACAUUUCGACGUCCUGAGACAUUUCCGGGUGUCAUCACAGUGUGCACGCACGUCUGCGGGGUCCAGCUCUAUGUGGGCGGUCUCCUGAUGAAGUCACCCCGGGACAGGCACUGUUCUGUCUCCUGCUUCCAGUCCAGUAAAGACGCCAGGAUCCCCCAGGGCAUGGCAGGCACCCUCAAAGGCAGACGUGGGGAGUCCCUGGUGGGCAGGCCCCAGCCUGCUGACACGGGGGGCUUCUACCCGGCUGCCACUGGCCCACCCACUGCGCUGCAGUCCACCUGGUGCUGGGGCUCCACACACACUGACACCACAUCGGGGGCCCUGCGCCCCACACACGCUGACCCCACAUCCGGGGCCCUGCGCCUCCCAUGCACUGACCCCGCAUCGGCAUCGGGGGCCCUGCGCCCCACACGCACUGACCCUGCAUCGGGGGACCUGCGCCCCACACGCACUGACCCUGAAUCGGGGGACCUGCGCCCCACACGCACUGACCCCGCAUUGGCAUCGGGGGCCCUGCGCCCCACACGCGCUGACCCCGCAUCGGGGGCCCUGGGCUGCAGAACCCGUCGAUGCUGUUGCCGUGCCCCUGGUUCUGGUGACACUGGGACCCUCCAGGCUGGGCUGAGCAGGGCCCCCCACCAGUGCGUACUCCAGCACCAGCGGGAGUGGGCCUGGGCAGGGGGUGAGGGAGUGACAACCAAGGGGACCUGCCCCAGCCUCCUCCUGUACCCUUGGGGUUCUCAUUUUCCUUGGCUGAGGGAAGUGGCCUCUCCCAGCUGAAACCUGGGGUCAGGCUGGGCGUGAGAGCAAAGGGGGGUGAGCAGGACCCCAGACCUUGGGAAUCCUGAGUGGGGGGGACAGGUUUUGCCUAUGACGUGCCUGGGAGCUGUCUGGGGGCCCUCCUGGGGAGCCAGGCUCACAGGUUGUUGUGUGGGACUCAACGUGGGGCAGUGUCCUGGCCAGGAGGAGGAAGGCCAUCACCCCAGGGUCUGUGGGGGGCACAUGCAGGCCAAGCUCUCGCCCAUCUGGCGUGCCGAUCUGCUGCAGCCAGAGUCCCUCAGCCUUGGCCAGGACCUGAAGUCCGACCGCUAUCCUGGGGCUCCCCAGCCAGGCAUGCACCCCCCGCUUACAGGCCAUCCCCACCCCCUCCAUCUACUUCCGUCCGUCAGAGCUACAGCCACCUUGUCCUGGUGCCCUGGUUGAGCCGGGAAGCUGCCCUUGGACCCGCGUCGGAGCCGCCCCGCGCCCUCUGCUGGCCUUUGUCGGAAGUGCAGCCUGGCGUGGGCAGUGCCUUUCCCUGAAGAUGGGACCCAGGGCAGCACCGCUGGAAACGGGGCGGCGGUAACUCGUGGAGGGGUACCCCACUGUCCACUGACAGCGGCAGUAGUAGCUGCGGACUAUGCGGACUCAAGAGAGCCCCAGCCCAUGUCAGCACCAGGAGCCAAAACGGGGUCAAGCGCUCGGUGCAGGGGCCAGCCGGGGGCAGGCCUGGGGAGCCCAUCUGGCAAGGGCGGCAGGAAGGUGCCCACUCCGGGACUGUGCCUGGGCCUGCCGGGGAUCUCCAGCCAGAGAGGGUGGGUGCGAUGGGGCGCCCACCCUCGAAGGGCUGAGUUCCAGGCUGGCCCUGGGGGCCCGCGCGGCCCAC
This is a messenger RNA of Pongo pygmaeus (Bornean orangutan), 1762 nucleotides long. RefSeq lists its product as uncharacterized. The transcript is spliced from 6 exons. The coding region runs from base 1 to 897 and encodes 298 amino acids. The record is from RefSeq and is a predicted model, not a curated record. Lineage: Eukaryota; Metazoa; Chordata; Mammalia; Primates; Hominidae.